GUAUGUUUCAGGGAAAUGAGUUCCCAGCAGGAACCAUUGGUUCCCAUUAACACGAAUGAAGACAAGCGAACUCUGGAGCUCAGUGGUCAUGUGGGGUUUGACAGCCUUCCAGAUCAGCUGGUCAGCAAAGCAUCUGCACAGGGAUUCUGCUUCAACAUCCUCUGUGUGGGUGAGACUGGGAUUGGCAAGUCCACAUUGAUGAACACUCUUUUCAAUACAACAUUUGAAAAUGAGGAAGCCAGCCACUAUGAGCAAAAGGUGGAGCUGCGCCCGCACACUUAUGAACUGCAGGAGAGCAAUGUCAACCUCAAGCUGACUGUUGUGCACACUGUAGGGUUUGGAGACCAGAUCAACAAAGAACAGAGCUACAAACCCAUACUUGAGUAUAUCGAUGCCCAGUUUGAGAAGUUUCUUGAAGAGGAGCUAAAAAUAAAGCGCUCCCUGUUUAACUACCACGACACGAGGAUCCACAUCUGCCUGUAUUUCAUCGCCCCCAACGGACAUUCCCUGAAGUCCCUCGAUCUCGUCACGAUGAAGAAACUGGACAGCAAGGUGAACAUCAUCCCUGUGAUUGCGAAGGCAGACACUGUGUCCAGGAAUGAGCUAGAAAAGUUAAAGAUCAAGGUUAUGAGUGAGCUGGUCAGCAAUGGAGUCCAGAUAUAUCAGUUUCCCACAGAGGAUGAGGCUGUUGCAGAGAUCAACUCCUCCAUGAAUACUCUUCUGCCGUUUGCUGUGGUUGGAAGCGUAGACGACGUGAAAGUAGGAAAUAAGAUGGUGAAAGGAAGGCUGUACCCCUGGGGAUCUGUGGAGGUGGAAAACGAAAAGCAUUGUGAUUUUGUGAAGCUGAGGGAGAUGCUGCUGCGUGUGAACAUGGAGGAUCUCCGGGAGCAAACGCACGCUCGUCACUAUGAGCUGUACCGUCGCUGCAAGCUGGAAGAGAUGGGCUUCAAGGACACAGGCACUGACAGCCAGUCGUUCAGCCUUCAGCAGACGUACGAAGCCAAGAGGAAGGAAUUUCUUGUGGAGCUGCAGCGCAAAGAAGAAGAAAUGAGACAGAUGUUUGUCAACAAAGUGAAGGAGACAGAAGCUGAGCUGAAAGAGAAAGAAAAAGAGCUUCAUGAGAGGUUUGAGCAGCUCAAGCGUAUGCACCAAGAAGAAAAGAAGAAUCUGGAGGAGAAAAGACGAGAGCUGGAGGAGGAGAUGAAUGCCUUCAAUAGGAGGAAGGUUGCAGCAGAGACACUGAUGGGACAGGCACUCCAAGGUUGCUCACAGCAGCCAUUCAAAAAGGACAAAGACAAGAAGAAUUGAUUUAUGGAUCAAACAUCAGCGGAAACCAGGAAUGUUUGUGCCAUCAGCAUGGGAAAAACGAUCUUACGGAUCAGAAAGGGAGCCUUGUUCAGUGUAUUUAAGUUUCAUAUGCUGAUUGUGCUAAACACAAUAAUAAUAAUAAAUCAAUGGACUGUGUUCAUAACAUGUAACUUGUGUAAUUUUAUGUUCUUGACAAGAAUGUAUGUUCAUCUUCAGUUGUAAUUUUAAGUCUCUGGUUCUCAAUGAGACACUAACAGAACUUUAUAUUAAAAAAUGAAUAUUGAAUAAUCUUUCUACGUAUAUAUUAAUACAUUUAUUCACAAGAUGCUUUGUAACGUAUAUGAAUAUACUGAUCUUUUUUAAUUGUUGUUUUUCUCAGGUGAUAUCUUUCAAUUGCCUAAGCAGUGUUCUGUGCAGCAUUAUGAAGAACAUGAUUAAAUUUACUGACAGUGAAUCAGGAAAUGAACACAAUUUCUUUGCCUUCAUUUACAUUUAAAUAAAGAGAGAUGAUGGGAAACAGAA
Messenger RNA from Oreochromis niloticus (Nile tilapia), 1830 nucleotides. RefSeq names its product septin-8-A. NCBI's taxonomy places the organism in Eukaryota, Metazoa, Chordata, Actinopteri, Cichliformes, Cichlidae. The coding region runs from base 16 to 1308 and encodes 430 amino acids. The record is from RefSeq and is a predicted model, not a curated record. The transcript is spliced from 10 exons. Gene Ontology annotation, molecular function: GTP binding.